Ornithodoros turicata is the source of this 2876-nucleotide messenger RNA. RefSeq names its product beta-1,3-galactosyltransferase 5-like. The coding region runs from base 312 to 1349 and encodes 345 amino acids. The transcript is spliced from 3 exons. Gene Ontology annotation, molecular function: hexosyltransferase activity. Gene Ontology annotation, cellular component: Golgi membrane. Lineage: Eukaryota; Metazoa; Arthropoda; Arachnida; Ixodida; Argasidae. The record is from RefSeq and is a predicted model, not a curated record.
CAGGAUGACGGAGGCGUGCGCCUACUGCUGCGGUAGAAGCGCACUUUGCUUCUACGCUGCACUGACUGCACGUACGGACGCCCAUCUCUUCCAUUCCGAAAGGAGACAUCGCCAGCAGCAACAGGCGUUCAAUGUACGUCGCGUGUGACAGGUGCGAAUUGGACGGCAUUGCGUCGUGGUUCCCCGCUCGAACAUGCUCAUCACAGACGCAGUGCAUGGCGAGACGCACGACUACCCAUGAGCUACCUAUUUCAAGCUGUUUCCAGUGAACAUCUACGAAAGACAACAAUACCCUUCAGCUGACUGCUGCUAUGCACUAUCGAUAUGUUCCAAAUUACGAGGCCACAGAUCUCAUCACACCUAUACCAUGGCAGGCCGUGUGUCGCAGCAAGAUGUUCUUCAAGACCUGUUUCCUCACCGGGUUUAUUUUUGUAUCCACUGCGCUCCUAAUAUUCACGGUGUAUAACACAGUCGAUGAACAAAACUUAGUCGUCAGGUAUGAUGCCCCGUUCUACUUAGAUGGCUGGUUUACGCAAGAAAUGUGCGAUCGUUCCAAGCCACUCGAAGUCCUGUUCUUCGUUCACACGGCGUUGGAACACUCAUCCCGGCGAAACUUCUACAGAGAGACCCUACAGAGGAAUUCCAAGAUUGGAGAACUGUUACGUUUCAGCCUCGUGUUCUUUGUGGGACAGUCUAAUGAAACAGCAACACAAGCAGCUGUGGAAGAGGAAGCAAAGAAAUAUGGCGAUGUUGUCAUUUUCCCCUUCCUCGACACCUAUCGAAACCUGACUUACAAAUUUGUGUAUGGCCUCAAGUGGGUAAAUGACCACUGCAGAAAAUCUGUGAAGUACGUUGUCAAGAUCGACGAUGAUGCACUAGUCAAUAUUUUCGUGUUGGUCGAAUACCUGCGUACUAAUAUAACGCACGAUACCGGGAGCAACAGCAUUCACUGCCUGACGUGGAAGCGAACACGAGCCGUGCGCAACAAACACUCAAAGUGGUUUGUAACCCGGAGGGAGUACCCCUCAACAUUCUACCCCACAUACUGCGGAGGAGUGGGGUAUAUCCUCCCAUCCAAAAUACUUCCUCGCCUGCUGAGUGCUUCGCAUCAGGCUCCAUUCCUGUGGAUAGACGAUAUUUACUCCACGGGCAUUUUGGCAAGGGUGGCAAAAAUAGGCCACGUUAAAAUAGACACUCUUUACGAGCUUUUUCCAAAUGAAACUGGUGGGGGAGUUAGGUCUGACGUAGCGUUUACACACCUUAGGACUCCCCAGUUGGUUCAGGAAAGGUAUAAAUUAUGGGAUGAACUUCUGAGACUAAAUAACUUCACAAACUCUUCUAGUGGCUAGAGAAAAAGAAUUUUUCCAUACUGGUAUGAGCUCCCAGAAAAUAUAACAUACAAACUGCAAUUAUUUUUUUUGACCCGCAAAUAAGAGGGACCAUGCCAUCUUCCUUUACAAACUUCAGCGUGUAUAUUUUAGCUACAAACUGAGAACAGAACAAGGUUACACACGUAUAUACAACUUUAAUAAGCACUACUAUACUUGUCACAUAGUAGUAGUAGUAUGUGAGAAUGGUGGUGAAGAAAAUGAAAAGGUGGUGUGUUUAGAGAUUCCCCAUCAAAGCUCCUCCUUGUGAGUGGCCGCCUCUGCAGUCUCAUUUGUUGCCUCUCCCAAUGUGUCCUUACUUUCUUGUUCCUCUGAAACCAGGAAUGGAGCAUGAUAUCUGGGGAGUAUGAGCCACAGCAAGUACGUAUUUACACUAUAUUUAUUAUAGCAGAAAGUUACACAUCUUUCCGUAGCUUAACUGAAAUAAUCACAAGAAUGUACAAUGUAUAUGACUAGACGAUACAACACAAUGCCAUGUUGAUAAUAGUAAUUUAAUCAACAAUGCAAUGCUGGUCAGGCAUGCGCAGUUACGACUAAGGACAAUGUUCUUCUCAGUCCAGUGCAAUUUGCAUUUCAUGUACAAAAUAGUGUGCAUUACGUAUUGUGUAGAAAAUUACUUGGUCUUGGAAAGUUUGGUCUUUGUUCAAUAUAUAUUGUUAUAUAUAAUUAGAGCCUGAAGUUUUCGGGAAAUAUUUUUUUCUAAAUUCGGGGAGUAAAAAUCAGGUAAAUAAAUAUGUGCACUAAAUUCAUGCAAAUUCGGGUGAAAAAACUUCCCGUAUGCUAAAUUCGAGGAGAAAUCUGGUGGUGGUGGUGUAGUGGUUUGGUACAAACGGUGAUGGAACUGCAUUUGCUGCCAAAUAAGUAAGUUUGUGCAUUCCUACAGAGAUCCCAGUGAGGGCAAUUUGCCGGGUAAAAAUCGGGUUUCACCCUAAAGCAGCAACCUUCAAUUCGGGGUGCAAAUUCGGGGAAGAAUCGGGUAAAACCCUAAAACUUCAGGCUCUAUAUAUAAUGAGCUAUUAUGGAAUGAGAACAAAUCAGCAUAGCAUAGUAGAAAAACUCCUGGAGUCUUUUUUUGGGUUUGUCCAACUGUAUUUGAGUGAACUAUAAAAAAAAAAAAAUUUGCAUUACAUACGUGGCAGAGCAAAGAUGCUUUUUUGCCUGUCAAAUACUGCUUGCCACUAUUGACCACUUGGCCAAUUUGCUCAGGAACGACCAGCAUGAAGAUUGAACGUACAUAAUUAUGCCUUACAUCUGCGAUAUCGUUACCUGCCUUGUCUCUCAAAUGUAAGUGCCAAGCACUAGCUGUGUGAAGUGAAUACACACUUGUGCCUUGUAUAUGAUUGGCACAUCUUAUGGUAUCUGCACACGUUACAUGAGCACAAAGUAGAUGGACAUCCCAAACAAGGUUCUGCUACUUGUGGUGCAGUUGAUGUACAAAAUGUGUAUAUUUUGCUAUGUGAUGCAAAAUAAAAGCUGCCUCAUGCUGGC